CAAAAAACAAACACAUCAAGAUGAUCAUCCCCAAGGCUGACCGCAAGGCAAUCUACGCCGCCCUCUUCAAGGAGGGUGUCCUCGUCGCCGAGAAGAACUUCGAGUCUGUCCACCAGGAGCUCCAGAUUCGCAACCUCUACGUCGUCAAGGCUAUGCAGAGCUUGACCUCUCGCGGAUUCGUCCACACUCAAUUCAGCUGGCAGUGGUACUUCUACACCCUCACCAACGAGGGUCUCGAGUACCUCCGAGAGUACCUUCACCUCCCCGCCGAGAUCGUCCCCGCUACCCACAAGCGCCCUGCUCGCCCGCAGCGCGCUGUUGGCGGUGGUGCUCCUGGCGCCUACCGUGCCCCCCGCGGCGACCGUGCCGAGGGUGGUGACCGCGGAGAGUACCGUCGCCGCGACGCUGGCGACAAGAAGGGCGACCAGCCCUCUGGCGAGUACCGUCCCCGCUUCGCCGGUGUCGGUCGCGGUGCCCCUCGCGCCGAGUAAGCGCAGCAGCGUUCGAAGAACCAACCCCAAGGUCUCGCUCCUUCGUUUGUCUCGCUCGCUCCCCUCCUCGAAUCUCUCUUGGGCGUCGGGCAGGUGCCCUUAGAAGGAUGUCCGGUGCACACGUCUCUUCCCUCUCUUACAGGGGCGGAGUAUUGCAUCUCUUCACGCCCCUCCAGCUUGGAUUCCUCACCCAACAACCGUACCCAGCUUCAGCCUAGUGCUAGUCGCUGAACCAUUCCCAUCGCCUCCUUAUUCACUCUUCGGCUCUUGCUUCUGUCGCUUUCGCGCAAGCUCGAAUCAAUUCAAUCUUCUUUCUUACCCCACCACCAUUACCAGUUUGAGUGUGAAGACAUUGUGGAUUGAUCAUGUUGCGCAGCCUGUGUGCAUUGGUCCUCACCAGCCGGCCGGCCGUCGGUAUCUUGCACACGACUCCCCUGCCUGGAAGAUGUCGAGCAUGAUCUCUGCUCUCAAACCGUCUAUCACAG
Molecule: messenger RNA, 976 nt
Organism: Jaminaea rosea
Lineage: Eukaryota; Fungi; Basidiomycota; Exobasidiomycetes; Microstromatales
Exons: 3
Coding region: 21-491 (156 amino acids)
Cellular component (GO): cytosolic small ribosomal subunit
Molecular function (GO): RNA binding; structural constituent of ribosome
Source: RefSeq, a predicted model, not a curated record